Messenger RNA from Aspergillus chevalieri, 633 nucleotides. RefSeq lists its product as uncharacterized. Gene Ontology annotation, biological process: oligosaccharide catabolic process. Lineage: Eukaryota; Fungi; Ascomycota; Eurotiomycetes; Eurotiales; Aspergillaceae. Gene Ontology annotation, molecular function: alpha-amylase activity. The coding region runs from base 1 to 633 and encodes 210 amino acids. The transcript has a single exon. The record is from RefSeq and is a predicted model, not a curated record.
AUGACCGGUACCCUCUUCCUAUACCAGGGCCAGGAGAUCGGUAGGGUCAGUGCGCCGCCUUCCUACCCCGUAGAAGAAUACAAGUGUAUUCGCUCUAUCAACCAUUACAACAAAGUUUGGCAGCAUACGGGUGGUGACCCCGUGGCGUUAAACCAAGCAUUACACGCGCUGCAAAAGGUAGCUCGUGACCAUGCUCGAGUGCCGAUGCAAUGGGAAGACUCCGCCAAUGCAGGUUUCUGUGCUGCCUCCGUGACCCCGUGGAUGCGCGUGCUAGAUGCCUAUCGGGAAAUCAAUGUUACCAGCCAAUUGGGUAGAAAAGGAAGUGUCCUUGAGCUUUGGAAGGCCGUGAUCCGAUUCAGAAAGCAGUACAAAGAUCUAGCCAUUUAUGGACAAUUCCAGGCGAUUGAACAACAUGAAGAUUUGCUGAUCUUCCUCAAAGAGGCUGCGGGUGGUAGAACCUCGUUAACGGUCGCAAACCUCAGCGACCAGCCACGAGAGUGGGCGUUUCCCCAGUCGUUCCCGGGGCUGAAGCCGUCUAAUCUUGCACUGAGUACUUCUGAUCCAAAAGGGUUUCAUCAGUCCACACUGGCCGCGUUUGAGGGGAGGGUUUAUGUUUCAGACAACGGCGGCUAA